Eufriesea mexicana is the source of this 200-nucleotide messenger RNA. RefSeq lists its product as uncharacterized. The record is from RefSeq and is a predicted model, not a curated record. The transcript has a single exon. Lineage: Eukaryota; Metazoa; Arthropoda; Insecta; Hymenoptera; Apidae. The annotation marks the transcript as partial.
ACAUCAACAUCAACAUCAACAUCAACAUCAACGUCCGCGUCCACAUCCAAAUCCACAUCCUCAUCCACGUCCACAUUCACAUCCACAUCCACAUUCACAUCCACAUCCAUAUCCAUAUCCACAUCCAUAUCCACAUCCACAUCCAUAUCCACAUCAUCAUCAUCAUCAACAUCAACAUCAACAUCAACAUCAACAUCAAC